CCUCUUUCUUUCUCUUUGUCCCCCUGAUUGUUUAGAACCUAGUGACCAGCCUAUGACCCCUUAGAGACCUCUUGUGUGUAUUAGUCAAACCCAUGUUUGAUCUGGGUUUUCGCUACUGUAGACUCAAACAAUGCAGAGCUUUGUGUUCGGAUCUCUCUAUUGAUGAGAUCAGUAAGUGACACUCACAGUAUAGGAGCUCGUUGAUGAGACUAGCGUGUGGAGGAGUUUGCUCUAACAAAUAGAUGAAUCCUCCAGGUAACAGUACACAAUUAGUUAUGAUAGUUGACUUUUUCCAUAAUGAAGUCAUCUAAAGAAAAUUCAAAGGAAAAAAAUGCUGAGUAGAGCUUCCCUACAGAAUUACCCCCCCCCCCCCCCCCAUCACCAUCCAGAUUCAAUAGAGCUCAAACUUUCUGUUUUGUUUUGUUUUUUUUUUGUAUUUUUUGCUGAGCUGGUGAUGUCACUAAACUCACCUCAGAAGUCAUUUAAAUUUUCUCAUGUAUGGUAAUUUGACUGUCUACUAUAAUUAAUAAUUUAGUAGCCUCGACUCUCCCCAGACAGGUUGGUUGUGUGUUUUUUUCAUGUCUGUUUGGGUAGUGUCUCAAUACCAAUGUUGUCAUUGUUGUGAUAAGAUGCUCAGAUGUGCCACCCUCUCUCAGGUCUGUAGCCAGUGUCUGCAGGUGUGUCUGCGGACACAUGUGUCAGGGUUAACGCAUCGACUUUUAUAAGGAGAGCUUCUGUCACUGUCUCAUCUGUGGGGUAUGUAGCGAGUUUCUGUCUUCUUCACUUACUCUCUGCCUUUUGGCCUGCUCCAGGGGUCUGGCAGGGGGCACUACCAGUGCAACCCCAGGCCUGUUAAGCAUAACACCCCCUUUUCACUGACAGACCUCAGAUAAACCAUGCUAGAACCUGGCUGCGCAUGACUAAUAAGGUCUGGGUGGUUUUCCAUCGCAGUGUUCUUUCUGUAAUACAUCACAUGAAUUCAAACCAAAGGAGAGAUACAUAGUUGUUGACUUGCAAGGAAGAGGAAAAAGAUGUAAGUUUAUAAGGUUCUCAGGUUUUAGAAAACAUUUAACUUGGAAACAUUACAAAAUAGGUUUAGGUAGCUAAAUUUUUCAUAAGUGUUUGUUAGAGUGAGACAGUUUAUAAGCAUUUGGCUACCUGCACUUUCUGUGAUAAAUUUAAAGUUACCUUAGUUAUCAAUAGCUAUCAUAUGCCUAUAUUGCUAGUGAGGAUAAGAAUGAAUACAUAUCAACGGUGUACAUAUUACAGAGCAAAUUUGAAAUGUCUUUUAGAUAGCUGGUAACCAGUCCAUUGCCAGGUUGUGGAGCUAAGCUGACAUAGUUGGUUCUCUUUUAAUAAAAAAGAUAAUGGAAAACCAUGCGGAACCUAAAUUUAGCAAGUCUUAGCCUGAAAUUACUUUGAGAUCUCUGGUGGAAAAGGGUUAUGAAGCACAAGACCCUGGAGGCUUGGUUAAUGGAGCAGAAAACUGUUUAGUGUCUUCUUUCUAGAUUUGGUAAUUCUAGCCAUUUUGUUUUGGUCAUUACUUCUGGAAGGUCCCCACCGCUUUGGCUCCUCAGAAUACAGUGGUUCCUGAACCUGGAUUACUUUCAUCACAGCUGGAAUUUAUUUAAACCCACUUUUCUAAUUUGUCCAUGACAGGUGGGCUAAAGUCACAAGGCCUGAAAAUGGAGCAAGUGCUCCGCCAUAGAGAGAGCCCACAGCCCACCCUUUAACUAUUUCACAGGCUGUCCGUUAAACUGCGGAGGGAUAUAUCACGGGAGGUGGGCAGAGACCGCGGCCAAAAAGCCUGAGAGGUAAGGGCACGUUUCUUACAGGACCGGCUCUCACCAUCACCCCCAUUCUGUUCUUAAUCCUCAUACAUGCUCUGUGGCUGCAAUGUCUGCUCAUGCCAAUAUUUGUACUUAAUGCCUUUAAAAUGACCUGCUGGUCAGAGGUAAUGAAAUUUGCCAGCUGUAAGACUGUUAACCUGUAUGUUAUAUGUCUUUAUUGCCUGUACCAUGGCCUGUGCUUUUUUGUAAUACAACUGAACAGUAGAUUCAGACUGCUCAGACAAACCACCACCUGCCACUGGCAGUUGAGAUUCCAACUUUCAAACUGGUAGCCAUGACGACUGGAGCUUGUUUGUUUUCCACCGGUGUGAGAUGUGGCUGGACUGAUAAGUCACCUUGGGCGGAGCAGGGGGAGGGAGGGUGCCCUGCCGUGUCGUAGUUCAAACCUGGUGGAAUUUGAUUCCGCUGACUGCUGUAGCUUCAGCCUCCGUCCUGUGUUUUGUAUCCUACAUGAAAAUUCAUCCUGCUGGAUUUUGAAGAACAGUUAUUCUUCUGCUGCACCAGUACAGGGGGUGGGCGUCUGUUUCCUUCAUGUUUAUUUCCCCCAUCCCGCACAAGGACCAUCUCAACUUUGGAUGAAAAAUGAGGCAAUUUAAAAUGUGAGGUUCAACAACUCUAUCCAGAGGACAAAUGGAAUCAACGAAAACCGCAAAGACAAAAAGACCUCAAUUAUUGUGAAGAAGGAGAAGAGGUUGACGGGACUUGAUGAGCUGAUGUGGACUCCAUCAUCCUGUUGUUUCUGUUCCUCUUUAAGCUUCUGUAAUUCUGUGCGGGGGGAAGGUUAUCUCUUGUUUUCAGUGGAUGUACAGAGAGCACUGCAGACAUUAACUUUGAGAGUUUCAUUCCUUAUUUCCUUUUGUCAAUAAAAUUAUGCAGUUGUAAUGAACCGUGUGCGUUUGCUGGCGCUCCCUGUGUGUGGACAGUACCCUUGAGUGUGUUUGUGAUUAUCUGAGUCUGUGAGUUUGUUGACAUGUGUGUUUGUCUGUACUGGGCGUGUGUGUGUGUGUGUCUUUACCAAGUGUGAGCGUGCGUGAGUGUCUUUGGGAAGAUGUGGGGUUUUUCUCUCCAGUGUUUGGAGAUUAAAUGUGUACAGACUGAUAAAAAGCUCUGUCAGGUGGAUGGGGGAUGUCUGCUUCACUGCCCUUUUUAUUGGACCUUUCCUCUGCUCUGUUUUUUUCCUGUUUCUGUUCAAUUAAACCACUGAUAUUCAUUUUCAGGCAUAAAAAAAUGCUCAUCCUCUGCCCCCCUCCCCGCCUACCCCAGUGUGACUGUAGGUAUAAUGUCUUUAUGUCCACACAAUGAAAAGAACCUAAAGAAAGAAAAAUGUCAUGUUGUGGUAUGUGCCAUGUCUUUCCUUUGUUUCAGAAAAACCCUGUCAGUAUUUUUCAUUGUUUCUCUCCUGUUCUUUUCAAAGGAUCUUAAUAGAAAAGGCCACUAAAGGUAAAUGUUGAGAGUACCACUUUAAAAGCGAUUGUCAUCUUUUCCCAGUAGAAGUACAAUGAUUCUGUGUUACUCUGAGGACAUAUCAAUUAUGUAAUGAUGGAUUUAGAAUGAUCCGUUUUGUGAUGAUCAUGAUGAUGAUGAAGAUGAUGACGAUGGUGGUGAUUAAGAUCAUAACAGUAGCGGUGAUGAUGAUGGUGGUGAUUAAGAUCAUAAUAAUAGUAAUGAUGAUGACGACGCUGGGGCGGAGCAGGGUGUGGAAGAAUGGUCAGUCACGCCGGCUGUGUUCUCUUGCCCCCCUCCUCCCCCCCUCCGCAGGCUUUUGUGGUGAAGCGGCUCCUGGAGUACACUCAGGGAGCCGAACCGGACCUCCCCUACGGCCUGCUGCUGGUUCUGGGCCUGCUGGCCACCGAGAUGAUCCGCUCCUGGUCCCUGGCUCUCACCUGGGCCCUGAACUAUCGGACCGGCACGCGCCUGCGUGGCGCCAUCCUCACCAUGGCAUUCCACAAGAUUCUGCGGCUCCGCAGCAUCCGGGACAAGUCUGUGGGGGAGCUGAUCAACAUGUGCUCGAACGACGGGCAGCGGAUGUUUGAGGCAGCAGCAGUCGGCAGUCUGCUGGCAGGCGGGCCCCUCAUCGCUGUGUUGGGGAUGGGCUACAACCUGGCUAUUCUGGGCCCCACCUCACUGCUGGGGUCUGCAGUCUUCAUCCUAUUCUACCCUGCCAUGAUGUUCAGCUCCAGGCUGACAGCCUACUUUAGGAGGAAGGGUGUGGCUGUGACAGAUGAGCGGGUGCAGAAGAUGAAUGAAAUUCUCAACUAUAUCAAGUUCAUCAAGAUGUAUGCCUGGGUGAAGGCCUUCUCCCAGUCCGUGCGCAGAAUCCGUGAGGAGGAGCGCAGAAUCCUGGAAAAGACAGGGUAUUUCCAGAGCAUCACGGUUGGCGUAGCACCCAUUGUUGUGGUGAUUGCCAGCGUGGCCACCUUCUCCGCCCACAUGCUGUUGGGAUAUGACCUCACUGCCUCCCAGGCAUUCACUGUAGUAACCGUUUUCAAUGCUAUGACCUUCGCCCUCAAAGUUACACCCUUCUCGGUCAAGUCCUUGUCCGAGGCGUCUGUGGCCAUGGAGAGGUUCAAGAGUUUGUUUCUCAUGCCGGAGGUGGAAAUGACUCGACUGCAGCCACAGAGCCCCCUUGUGGCCAUAGAAAUGAGGGGUGCCAGUCUUGCCUGGGAGACAGGUGGCCACAGUGCCCAGCCCACGCCCCGUGGCACGCCCUCUGUGGGUGUGGCCCAGAGGCACCUCCUCAGGAGGCCCAAGGCAGAAGCUCAGGGGGAGGAAGGAGGACAGCGAGGCACUCUGCAGGAGCAGGGCGGCCAUCUGCUGACAGACACCGAGGGAGACUCGGCCUCCGGCCCCGAGGACAACACCUCGCCCGUCCCCACCAUCAGCCAGCGUCUGCAGAGGACUCUGCACUGCAUUGACCUGACAGUGCCACAGGGGAAGCUGGUUGGAAUCUGUGGCAGUGUGGGUAGUGGAAAGACUUCUUUGAUUUCAGCCAUCCUCGGUCAGAUGACAUUGCUGGAGGGCACUGUGGCAGUGAGCGGAGAUUUCGCCUACGUGGCACAGCAGGCAUGGAUCCUCAAUGCCUCACUGCAGGACAACAUACUGUUCGGGAAGGAAUACGAAGAGGAGAGGUACCAGGUGGUCCUGAAUACCUGUUGUCUGAGACCGGACCUAGCCAUCCUUCCCAAUGCUGACCUGACUGAGAUCGGUGAACGCGGUGCCAACCUGAGCGGCGGGCAGCGGCAGCGCAUCAGCCUGGCACGUGCCCUGUACAGCGACAGGGACAUCUAUAUCCUGGACGACCCGCUCAGCGCCCUCGACGCCCACGUGGGCAACCACAUCUUCAACAAUGCCAUCAAGAAGCAGCUCCGCCACAAGACGGUCAUCUUCGUCACUCACCAGCUACAGUACCUGGUGGACUGUGAUGAUGUCAUCUUCAUGAGGGACGGGAGCAUCACAGAACAAGGCAGCCAUGAGGACCUGAUGCGUCUGAAUGGAGACUAUGCCGCCAUGUUCAACAACCUGCAGCUGGGAGAGGCUCCCUUCGUGGAGGUGACUAACAAGAACACUGGAAACUCUCUGAAGAAACCUCCAGAGAAGACCAAGGCUGGAUCCAUUAAAAAGGACAAGCCUGCGAGCAAGGACGAUGGUCAGCUGAUGCAGGUGGAAGAGCGUGGGCGGGGCUCUGUCCCCUGGUCAGUGUAUGGGGUGUACAUCCAGGCAUCGGGUGGGGUGACGGUCUUCCUCCUCAUCCUGGCACUGUUCAUCCUCAAUGUGGGCAGCACUGCCUUCAGCAACUGGUGGCUCAGCUACUGGAUCAAGGAGGGCAGCGGGAACACCACAGUGCAAGUAGGGAACAGCUCCGUGGUGAGCGAAAGCAUGCGGGACAACCCCCUGAUGCAGCACUAUGCCGCGGUCUAUGCACUGUCUAUGGGAAUCAUGCUGCUAUUCAAACUGCUGCGUGGCAUCGCCUUUGUCAAGGGAACAUUGCGAGCCUCAUCUCGGCUCCAUGAGGAGCUUUUCCGGAAGAUUCUGCGCAGCCCUAUGAAGUUCUUCGACACCACGCCCACCGCCCGCAUCCUAAACCGAUUCUCCAAGGACAUGGACGAAGUGGACACCCGGCUGCCUUUCCAAGCGGAGAUGUUCAUCCAGAAUGUGAUUCUGGUCUUCUUCUGCCUGGGCGUGAUUAGCUGUGUGUUUCCAUGGUUCCUGGUGGCUGUGGGGCCCCUGGUCCUGCUCUUCAUCCUGCUGCAUGUGGUGUCACGCGUCUUCAUCCGCGAGCUCAAGCGCCUGGACAACAUCACGCAGUCGCCUUUCCUGUCCCACAUCACCUCCAGCAUCCAGGGCCUCACCACCAUCCACGCCUACAGCAAGGGGGACGAGUUCCUCUACAGGUACCAGGAGCUGCUGGAUCAGAACCAGGCGCCGUUCUACCUGUUCAGCUGCGCGAUGCGCUGGCUGGCGGUCCGUCUGGACGUGAUCAGCGUGGCUCUGAUCAGCAUCACGGCUCUGAUGACCGUCCUGAUGCACGGCCAGAUCCCGCCCGCCUACGCCGGUCUCGCCAUCUCCUACGCCGUGCAGCUCACUGGGUUGUUCCAGUUCACUGUGCGCCUGGCGUCUGAAACGGAGGCACGUUUCACCUCCGUGGAGAGAAUUCACCAUUACAUCCAGUCUCUGGCCCUGGAGGCUCCAGCCAGAAUCAAGAACAAGGCCCCACCUCAAGACUGGCCCCAGGAGGGCGAGGUGGUGUUUGACGCGACGGAGAUGAGGUACAGGGAGACCCUGCCGCUGGUUCUGAAGAAAGUGUCCUGCACCAUCAGGUCCAAGGAGAAGGUCGGCAUUGUAGGCCGCACCGGCUCAGGGAAGUCCUCUCUGGGUGUGGUGCUGUUUCGCCUCGUCGAACCAUGUGGCGGUUCCAUCAAGAUCGACGGCAUCAACAUCUGUGACAUAGGCUUGGCUGACCUGCGCAGCAAGCUGUCAAUCAUCCCACAGGAGCCAGUACUGUUCAGCGGCACUGUCAGAUCCAACCUGGACCCCUUCAACCAGUACGCUGAGGAGCGCAUCUGGGAUGCCUUGGAACGGACCCACAUGAAGGAGUGUAUUUCCCAGCUGCCUCUGAAGCUGGAAUCGGAGGUGGUGGAGAACGGGGAGAACUUCUCGGUGGGAGAGAGACAGCUGCUGUGUGUGGCCCGGGCUCUGCUGAGGCAGUGCAAGGUCCUGAUCCUGGACGAGGCCACAGCCGCCAUGGACACGGAGACAGACCUGCUGAUCCAGGAGACAAUCCGCAACGCCUUCCAGGACUGCACCACCCUGACCAUCGCACACCGGCUGCACACCGUGCUGAACUGCGACCGCAUCAUGGUGCUCAACCAGGGACAGGUGGUGGAGUUUGACGAGCCGUCCAAACUACUGGCCAACGAGAACUCUCGAUUCUGCGCCAUGCUGGCGGCUGUGGAGAACAAGAUUUCCGUGAGGGGCUAAAAAGGGGCGUGGGGGAACGUGCGCAAAGCAGCACCACGCCCUGGAGAGGGGGGAGAGGAAACCCCAGGCAGACACUGUCCCAUCCUGCUUGGUCCUGGCCACAGCCUCCCCUCCUGCAGUCCUGCAGAUCACCCUGCCGCCUGCUGGGGGCGCUGUGUCGAGCUCUGUUGGGACAGGGGCCUGAGCACGUGCCCAGGGCUCUCCUGGGAAGAAGACUGCUCAGAAAUCACUCUCUGCUUAAAUGGUCAGGGAACCACUGAUACUGUAACAAUGUUUUAAGUAAUAUUAAAAAAAAGCUUUACACGUGUAGCUAUAUUCAUUUAAAAAGGUUUGUUUUAUAGAAUAUAUAUCCACGUAUGUAUAUACAUGUAUACAUAUAUUUACAGUGGAAAGGAUGUACGCUAAGCUUAUUUUGUACUGACUUUGUUUGUACAACAUCAGUGUAAUGACAUGUAUUAUGUAUUUUCACUUGUGUGUUGCUCUGUCACCAUAGUCUGACCUCCAAGUGUUUAGCAAUUUAGCGGUCUUCAGAUCUCCGUAAUGCUGUUGUCAUGUGAUUCAAGCUCUGGUCCUAACCUGGUCUAAUUGGUUUGCGCACCCAUAAGGUGUGACGUGGGUCAGGUUAGGCCUGCACAGAGAGGGAGCCUCACUGAGUAUUGACAAGUACUGUAUCUUCUUGAUGUUUCUGUUGCUCCAUGCUCUGAGGCGACUGACUUCCUGCUGACAGUCUUACCCCAGAUAAGAGGCCUUGUCUACAGCCUGUUUCCUUCGGCUUUGUUUGUUACUCCCAUUAGUUGUUGAUAGUGUUUUUAUUUUCUGUUGAAAGGUGUUUUUUUGCCACUCAGCCCUUGCACAGGGUGGCGCUGUAGCUGCUCAGCACCUCCCUCUGCUGGUGGGAGGGCCUGUGACUGUCGCUGGCUGUCUGUCCUCAAGCAAGGAAGGACAGAUUGUAUUUUGAACUGCAAAAGGAGGAAGGAGCUGUGUGUGCGUGUGUGUGCUUGUGCGUGUGUGUGUGUGUAUAAUAUCCGAACCACACAGAUGGGAACUCCAGUACUUGGUGUGGGUUCUGUCCAUGCCCUGUGGUACUGGUAGGACCCAGAUUGGUACUGUAAUGGCAACGGCUUUCCAGCAGGCCUUGCAGAAUGUGUCUGCCUGUAUGUUAUUUCUAUUACUUUUUAUAGCCUUAGCAUGACUUAAUUAUUGCCUUUUGAAGGGGGGAGGGAGAAGAAAUCUCUGAAAUAUGUUAAUAAAACUAUUUUAGGUUUAUCCAUAGUGUAUAU
This is a messenger RNA of Megalops cyprinoides (Indo-Pacific tarpon), 8608 nucleotides long. RefSeq names its product ATP-binding cassette, sub-family C (CFTR/MRP), member 5 (gene abcc5). The transcript is spliced from 25 exons. Bases 3555 to 7328 code for a protein of 1257 amino acids. Gene Ontology annotation, biological process: transmembrane transport. Gene Ontology annotation, cellular component: membrane. NCBI's taxonomy places the organism in Eukaryota, Metazoa, Chordata, Actinopteri, Elopiformes, Megalopidae. The record is from RefSeq and is a predicted model, not a curated record. Gene Ontology annotation, molecular function: ABC-type transporter activity; ATP binding; ATP hydrolysis activity.